CGGUCCGCCGAGAAGUUCAAGACCUCGUGACAAGUACGGUGCAUUGGUGCAUGAGCGAGACUGUCAGAGGCUGUGUACAGUUAAUAUGCGCAGUAUCCUGCGCCUCGGGGCCGUUUCCGCGAUUGAAAUCAUUGGAUGGGGUUGUCAGGCCCAGCCAUUGUGGAUGGCCUAUUGCGGAUUCAGGGUCCUGUCAGUCUGGAAAGUCACGCGGAGCCCAGCUGUGGAGAGGAUGAGGGGCUGGCGUAACUGUAACAAUUCUGGAUUCAGUGCUGAUCUUGCGCACAAAGGGUCUGCACAGGGCUUCGGGCCACCGUCGCAGCGGGUUGUGAGAGCUGGGCACCUGACUACGUGUACGAAGUACCGUUAGCCACACAAACGACUGGACCGGCGAAUCUCGGGACGACUGGGACUCGUAGCCUUCUUCACCAAGACCUCUUCGUAUUCACCGAUGAGGCGGAAACUUGGUAACACCGAAGCCUGGCUUGCGGCAGCCUCG
This is a messenger RNA of Emericellopsis atlantica, 496 nucleotides long. RefSeq lists its product as uncharacterized. The transcript has a single exon. The record is from RefSeq and is a predicted model, not a curated record. Lineage: Eukaryota; Fungi; Ascomycota; Sordariomycetes; Hypocreales; Bionectriaceae. The coding region runs from base 86 to 367 and encodes 93 amino acids.